Molecule: messenger RNA, 1148 nt
Organism: Mytilus trossulus (common blue mussel)
Lineage: Eukaryota; Metazoa; Mollusca; Bivalvia; Mytilida; Mytilidae
Exons: 2
Coding region: 117-911 (264 amino acids)
Source: RefSeq, a predicted model, not a curated record
AAGUCGUUCAGGUGUAACACGCCAUAUCAAAGAUCAUACCUUGUGUAUUGUUAUACAAUAUUAAAACAAAGUAUAUUGUUGCCAUAUAUCUCGAGGAAUGAAAACUAAAUAAUAACAUGUCUAAUAUACCAAACAAUCGUUCAAUUGAUGACAUGAAACUGUGGUCGGUAAAGCGUUUUGAUGUAAAAGCUGGUCAGAAGUGUUGUUACAUCCGGAGUUGCACAAUACUUCCAAAUAAACAACUGAUAUUUGCUGACGAGAACAACCAACGACUUGUUGUUGUAGGAACCGACGGUAAACAUGUUUGUGAUAUUAUAGUUUCUCAGAAACCGUUUGAUAUUGAACCUAUCGAUUUUGCCAAAAUUGCUGUGUCCUAUGGAAUUGCAAAGUAUAUUGAAGUAAUAAACAUAGAAGAUAAGAAAGUCGAGAGCCGAAUGGAAUUGAAGGGAUUUUGUUCCGGGCUCACCCUUGUUAAUGGAAAACUAUUUGUUCUUGUGAACGGACAUGGAAUUCAAGAAAUUGAUUUGACGAAUAAAUCUGUUACUUCAUUAGAAUUGCCAGUUAAACAGUCAUUUGUAAUCACUUCCGGUGGUGGUCGCUUAUACUGCGCAGAUUUAAAAUCAAAUUCCUUGUGUUGUUAUACGUCGGGAAUAUUAGUCUGGCGGUUGACUUCACCUCUGUUGCAUAUCAGCCAAGCAAUUUCUGCUGAUGAAUACGGCAAUGUUUUUCUGACAGAGACCGACAGUAAUCAAAUAGUAGCUAUAUCAUUGGACGGUGCAAAUACACGAAAACUGUUGGAUGAUAAGCAAGGGAUUAAUCUACCAUCAGCAGUGUAUUAUGACAAAUCUACCAAACAUUUACUAGUUUGUAACCGAGAAAACGGUCGAGCUUUCUUGUAUAGUUUAAUGUAAUAAAUAUUAAUAAAAGGUGAUUGGGUUAUGCGUCAAUAAGAUGUGCAAAGAUUUCAAAUAUGAUGUAGACCACACUUUUUUAUUGAACAAUUGUUUGUUUAAACAAACAAUACUAAAGUUAUGAUAUAAGAUGAUGGAUGAGGUUGUUGUCCUUCAAGUUAUUGUGAUACACCUCGUCGUGUGAAUUUUAUAAUGUUAUAUGUCUUUUUUUAUGAACUUUAAUUUAAAUGUAUACCA